AGCCGUUCGCUUGUAUCCGUCGCACAUCUCGCAUGCUGCGUCUAAUAUCAAGACCCUGAGAAUACAAUACACAUGGCACAGAUCGUAACACUUUUUGAGACGCUUUUAAUUCUGCUACUUCAUGAUUACAUCUCAACUGAAGAUGGUGAAACAAGAGCAAGUUGCAGAACUGCUCCAGCAGAUUUAGUGUUUAUCUUAGAUGGCUCUUACAGUGUUGGCCCGGAAAACUUUGAAAUAAUCAAAAGAUGGCUUGUCAAUAUUACACAAAAUUUUGACAUAGGACCAAAGUUUAUUCAAGUUGGAGUUGUCCAGUACAGUGAUUACCCUGUACUUGAAAUUCCUCUAGGAACUCAUGAAUCCACUGAAAAUCUGAUCAGGGAAAUGGAAUCCAUACAUUACUUAGGAGGAAAUACAAAAACAGGAAGAGCUAUUCAAUUUGCCUAUGACCAUCUUUUUGCAAAAUCCUCAAGAUUUUUAACAAAAAUAGCAGUUGUUCUCACUGAUGGGAAAUCUCAAGAUGAAGUCAAAGAUGUAGCAGCAGAAGCAAGGAAAAAUAAAAUCACUUUGUUUGCUAUUGGUGUUGGCUCGGAAAUUGAGGAGGAUGAACUUAAAGCUAUUGCCAACAAGCCUUCAUCAACUUACGUAUUCUAUGUUGAAGAUUACAUUGCAAUAUCCAGAAUUAAAGAAGUUAUAAAGCAGAAACUCUGUGAAGAGUCUGUAUGUCCAACAAGAAUUCCAGUGGCAGCUCGAGAUGAAAAAGGAUUUGACAUUCUGCUAGGACUCGGUGUGAAGAAGAAGGUUAAAAAGAGAAUUCAGAUACCAACUACCAAUGCCAAAGCUUAUGAAAUAACCUCACGUGUUGAUCUGUCAGAAUUGACAAGGGAUGUGUUUCCAGAAGGUCUGCCUCCAUCAUAUGUAUUUGUUUCCACUCAGAGGUUUAAAGUAAAAAAGACAUGGGAUUUGUGGAGAAUUCUAAGUCUAGAUAAGAGACCACAGAUAGCAGUCACUAUCAAUGGAGAAGAGAAAACGCUGUCAUUCACGACAACAAGCUUAAUAAAUGGAACCCAGGUUAUUACUUUUGCUGACCCUCGUGUGAAGACAUUGUUUGAUGAAGGCUGGCAUCAAAUCCGUCUCUUAGUAACAGAAGAGUUUGUAACUUUAUAUAUAGAUGAUCAAGAAAUUCAAAGGGAGCCAUUACAUCCUGUUUUAGGUAUUUACAUCAGUGGCCUAACUCAAAUUGGAAAGUAUUCUGGGAAGGAGGAAACGGUACAGUUUGAUUUACAAAAACUGCGAAUCUACUGUGACCCAGAGCAAAAUAACCGAGAAACAGUCUGUGAGAUCCCAGGAUUUAAUGGAGAGUGUAUGAAUGGUCCUAGUGACGUAGGCUCAACACCUGCCCCCUGCAUAUGCCCACCAGGAAAACAAGGACCUCCAGGCCCCAAAGGUGACCCUGGGCAGCCCGGGAAUCAUGGUUAUCCUGGACAGCCUGGUCCAGAUGGUAAGCCUGGAUAUCAAGGAUCAGCUGGAAAUCCAGGUAUUCCAGGAACACCAGGAAUUCAAGGACCACGUGGCUUACCGGGUACCAAGGGAGAGCCAGGGAAAGAUGGGGCUAAGGGUGACCGUGGACUUCCUGGUUUUCCUGGAUUACAUGGGAUGCCAGCACCAAAGGGAGAACGGGGUCCUAAGGGAGAUCAAGGAGUACCAGGAAUAUAUGGCAAAAAGGGUUCAAAAGGAGAGAAAGGUGAUACAGGAUUUCCAGGAAUGCCUGGGCGUUCUGGAGACCCUGGCAGAAGUGGAAAAGAUGGAUUACCGGGGAGUCCUGGUUUCAAGGGAGAAGUUGGACAGCCUGGGUCUCCAGGCCUAGAAGGACAUCGAGGAGAACCUGGAAUUCCUGGAAUCCCUGGAAAUCAAGGAGCAAAAGGACAAAAGGGUGAAAUUGGACCACCAGGGCAGCCAGGAGCAAAAGGAUCUCCAGGGGAAACAGGUUUGAUGGGACCAGAAGGCUCAUUUGGUCUACCUGGAGUUCCUGGGCCUAAGGGUGAUAAAGGUGAACCUGGAAUACAGGGAAAACCAGGAUCACCAGGAGCCAAGGGAGAACUAGGAGGAUUAGGUGCUCCAGGAGAACCAGGCUACCCAGGUAUCCCAGGCACACAAGGUAUAAAGGGAGACAAAGGAAGCCAAGGUGAAAGCGGGAUCCAGGGACAAAAAGGAGAGAAAGGAAGACAAGGAAUCUCAGGCUUGCAGGGGCCAAAAGGAUUGCAUGGAGAACAAGGAGAGAAAGGCGAGAAGGGAGAUCCCGGCAUUCGAGGCAUCAAUGGACAAAAAGGAGAAUCUGGUAUCCAGGGCUUGGUUGGACCUCCUGGUAUGAGGGGUCAGCCAGGAGACAGAGGACCCCCAGGACCACCUGGAUCAGAUGGAAAACCUGCACGAGAAUUUUCAGAAGAAUUUAUUCGGCAGGUGUGUUCAGAUGUACUAAGAACCCAGUUGCCUGCCAUCCUGCAGAGUGGGAGGCUGCAGAACUGCAACCACUGCCAGUCCCAAAGUGCCUCGCCGGGACUCCCAGGGCCACCAGGUCCACGAGGCCCAGAAGGACCUCGAGGGUUUCCUGGUUUGCCAGGAAAUGAUGGCGUUCCAGGUCUGACCGGUGUUCCGGGCCGCCCCGGCGCUCGUGGGAUGAGAGGCCUGCCAGGAAAAAAUGGAGCGAAAGGCAGUCAAGGAACUGGGUUUCCUGGAAUCCAAGGUCCCCCUGGUCCUCCAGGUCCUGAAGGUCCUCCAGGUAUGAGCAAGGAAGGACGUCCUGGAGAACGUGGGCAGCCGGGUAAAGACGGAGAUCGUGGCAGUCCCGGGAUGCCAGGGCCGGUCGGACCGCCUGGAAUCUGUGAUCCAUCACUGUGUUUCAGUGUCAUUGUGGGAAGAGAUCCAUUUAGAAAGGGACCAAACUAUUAAUUUGUGAUAUGAUACAUUAGAGAAUAGGUAUGGUGCUUGUCUUUUAUGGUCUUUAAAGUCUCAGGAAGGUGACCAACAAUAAUCUCAUAAACAGGAAUAAAAGUACCUCGGAUAUUAUAAAUUAAUAAGAAUCCCAAAGAUUAUACAUUCUUUUUUGAAAGAAACUCCAGUGAUUUUUAUAGUUUGCAUUGAUGGAAUCUCAAGUGGUUUUAAAUAGAGAUCACUUUUAAUAGGAAUAAAAUUAACUGUAAUAUUUGAGGUUUACUAUUUAAGUGCCCUAUCAUAUUCCUGCUACCACUGAAGUCUUUUACAAAGYGUCUUGUGACUCCACUGGGAGCAGGGUUAGGCAUUAACAGUUAUUGGUCAGGUGUAAAUUACUGUGAAAAUUUUCACAUGCAGCCUACCUAUAUGGUAUUUGGAUUGAAAGAAUGUGGCUGGCUUUUAUUUCAUAUGUGUGUGAAUCUCCUUGGCUUGUGUACUUUUUCACGUGUCUUAGCUCAAAGUGUUCCUGUAGCGACAGCAUAUAUCAAAUUUUUAUAAAUUAAGGAAAAGCAGUGCUGGAACUUUAUAUGGAAGUGAUUUCUUCUAUCUUGCCAUGCA
This is a messenger RNA of Nothoprocta perdicaria, 3546 nucleotides long. It is a transcript of the gene COL21A1, whose product is annotated as collagen type XXI alpha 1 chain. Bases 73 to 2946 code for a protein of 957 amino acids. The record is from RefSeq and is a predicted model, not a curated record. The transcript is spliced from 30 exons. Lineage: Eukaryota; Metazoa; Chordata; Aves; Tinamiformes; Tinamidae.